UCACCAAGCCACCGCUUCCGAGUCGGGAGCGGAUCACAGUGGUGAAAAUUGUUUUGUUGGCGCACAGUAAACGGAUCGCUCCACUGAGCAGCAGCCGCGCCCAAAGUUAGAGCUACACUUUAAAAAACAUUUGACUUGAAUGGGAAGUUAGUUCAAGUUUCAGUUAAAGUGACUGAGGAAUGAUGGCAUUCUUCGGUAGAUUCUGGAAGCUCUUCCUCCUCUGUGCAUGAAAUUUGUAAAUGAAACUGAUAACCUUAUCAGUUUUACGAGUUUUUAUGCCUAUUUUUAAGUGAUUAUUUUAUUCAUUUCUACUGUACUAUAAACACAAGCCGUAAGGAAUAAUUAGAUGCACGUAACUCUGAACGCGAACGUGGUGGGGGCUGGCGGGGCUUCGCAUGCAAAUGUUGCUGCUCCGCGGAGGCUGAUGCUGAGGCAGCAAUGCAAUCGACACCGCCGACGAAGAUAAUGAUGGAUUAGUGGCAGGAGGGACGAGUGGGGGCAGGCUGGCCCAUAGUAGUGUGCCACAUGGGGCAGCCAUGGUGCACUGAACUUGAUUACCGCAUCCAUAUAAAAACCACAUCGAUGCCAGCCGGCCCCCACAGUAUUGAAAGCGAACGCGAGCCACACGGUAUUCGGUAUUCGGUGUCGAGUGGUCAGAGUGGACCACCAGAAGGAUUAAUUAAAGGACCUGCUUAUUCACCGAUUCACAGAAUGGCCAAUGACUCCCCUCGAAGUCAAUCUCUGUCGGGCUACCUCAUCGCAGUAAUGUUACUCCUGACUGCGACAGGAAUCCAGACAAGACGCCUCUCACAUCGCCGCCUCAUCAUCCACGUGCCGGUCAAGGUGAAGACCCACCAUCACACCCACACCGUCUACAAGGUGCUCCACGGGUCCGGCGGCGGCGGAGGAGGCGGCGUGAAACAAACUGUCUACAAAGUGCUCGGCUUUUCCACACACGGCGGCGGAGGGGGCAUGGCCAAGGGCGGCGGAGGAGGAGGCGGCUCCCACGGCAGCUACGACAUGGGAGGAAUGGGCCACGGCGAAAUCACGUACGAGGACAUGCACGGGUGCGAAAGCGGAAAGGUGAUGCCGGCGGGAAGGGACAUGAUUUUCAAUCACUACUCGCGACACGGCACCGGACUGGAGGACGAGGACUACGCCGAGGACGACGACUUCAUAGACCUUAGGGAUGGCUGGUUGUGAAUAAAGACAUUGCCGAUUAAUUAUAAA
This is a messenger RNA of Drosophila ananassae, 1230 nucleotides long. RefSeq lists its product as uncharacterized. The transcript is spliced from 2 exons. NCBI's taxonomy places the organism in Eukaryota, Metazoa, Arthropoda, Insecta, Diptera, Drosophilidae. The record is from RefSeq and is a predicted model, not a curated record. The coding region runs from base 526 to 1203 and encodes 225 amino acids.